GUUCGCGUCUGUGUCAGUUGGAACGAGAUGUGAAAGAUUCAUUUAAAGUUGCUCAAGAUGGCACCCGGAAUUUGUAAAUUAAAAGAUCCACUUGGACUUCUAUUGUUGUUAUCGAUCGUACUCUUGGUAGAUCUUUGCCGUUCGGAUGAUUCAAAAGUACGAUGCAGUGCAGCGGUCGACGACGCUCUGGUCACGAUUUGCAUAAAUGGUUUCAAUACCAAGAAUUUGGGUGGACCUCUGCGGCGUCGUAGACAAGCAGGCUUAUUUCUGCCACCACAUAUUCUGCCUAACCAGUUCGUGCAGCUUGAUGCAAUAAUGCAUGCGAGAGGCAAACGCAAGCUAAGUUUGAAAAAGAUGCUAAAAAAGGAAUCUCGUUGGCGGCGAAGACAUCAAAUUACUGGUAAACGCAUGCGUCGCAAUUUGACCGUUAGAACGGGCGUUGCGGACGAGUGUUGUAAAAAUGGCUGUACAUAUACGCAAAUUGGGUUCUAUUGCAAAAGACUUGCGGAAGGGAGAAAUUGAGUGUAGUUGUCAACAUGAAAAACUGUUCGAAAAAUUGUCUGGAAUACGUAAACAUAUUUUUUUCAUCAUUUCUAAAAGUAAAAUGCAAAUAGUAAAAAAAUAAUAAUAUAGCUAUAUAAUAGUUUACUUAAGGAUCACGUCUCUUGUUUAA
Molecule: messenger RNA, 673 nt
Organism: Anastrepha obliqua
Lineage: Eukaryota; Metazoa; Arthropoda; Insecta; Diptera; Tephritidae
Exons: 2
Coding region: 58-522 (154 amino acids)
Cellular component (GO): extracellular region
Molecular function (GO): hormone activity
Source: RefSeq, a predicted model, not a curated record